Contarinia nasturtii (swede midge) is the source of this 1200-nucleotide messenger RNA. RefSeq names its product ubiquitin carboxyl-terminal hydrolase 36-like. Bases 1 to 1200 code for a protein of 399 amino acids. The record is from RefSeq and is a predicted model, not a curated record. Gene Ontology annotation, biological process: protein deubiquitination. The transcript has a single exon. Gene Ontology annotation, molecular function: cysteine-type endopeptidase activity; cysteine-type deubiquitinase activity. NCBI's taxonomy places the organism in Eukaryota, Metazoa, Arthropoda, Insecta, Diptera, Cecidomyiidae. Gene Ontology annotation, cellular component: nucleus; cytosol.
AUGGAAAAUUGGACAUUGCGUACAAUAUUGGAUCAGCUUGCUGUGACCACUGCCACCAAUGGUUAUAAUCGUAAGUCAAAGACACCAUUCGAAACUGUUCAAUAUGCAAUCAUUACUGCCGAAUUACGUCGAGUUGAUUCAAUUGGCUAUGGAUUAAUAAACAUUGACAACAAUAAGUGUUACAUUAAUGCCAAACUCCAAGCUCUAUUCUAUCUCAAAACAUUCAUCAAUGCGAUCAAAGCGGAUGUGGUUAAUCAUGUACCAGAAUGCGAUUGUUUUGUGUGCAUAGUUCAUAGAAUCUAUUUGGCUACACGGAAGGCACCACAAAAUGUAACAAAAGCAUGUAAACCAAAGCAAUUGGUAAAACGUAUAAAGGACAUAUUUUAUCGCCAAAAUAAUUUUGAUUCGAAUAAACAACAAGAUGCGCAUGAGUUUUUGAUUAAUUUGAAUAUGGCAAUGCAACGCACUUAUACUGCCAAGCCAACGACAUUGCAUGUAAAUCCAAAAGCCAAUGGCAUUUAUCUUGGGUCGUUUUACACAACCAUCGAAUGUCCUCAAACGCAAUAUGAAAAAACGUUUAAUACACAUGAUUUUGGCAUUUUAUCGUUAAACAUAAACGAUGAAAAUAUUAAUAGUGUGCAUGAAGCACUCGACGUUUAUUUUGAACCGAAUAAAUUGGAAAAUACUUGCACGAUUUGCAAUCGCGACAAAUAUAAAACAGACCAAAUCGGUACAGCUCCCGAAGUUAUCGUUUUACAUUUGAAACGAUUCGAAGUGGAUGGAUCUGGGAAAAUGACCAAAAACAUUGCCAUCAAUGAUCAACUGGACUUAACAAAAUAUGCAACGCCAACGUGUAUAGACAUUUUUCCAUCACUCCGCUAUCGGUUGAUUUCAAUGGUGUGUCACAAGGGGAACGACUUAGAUCACGGCCACUAUGUGACGUUGGUAUCAAAGAACAGUGGCAACGAUGAUGAUCCAACGAAUAAAUCAUUUUACCUAUUCAAUGAUAAACAAUUGUCACUUAUUAAAAAUACCGAAAGAAUUGUCCGUGAUGCGUAUGUUUUAUUUUAUGAACGAAUUGAAUGUACCAAUGAUGGCCAAACACAAGCAAUACCAUCAAAUGUGAAUCAAGUGCCACUGAAUGCACCAAAUGCCAAUCCACAGCCAUCCACAUCGACAUCGGCAGUGGCAGCCGCAUGA